AUGCUCUUCUACGUGUUCUUCGCACUGAUGCUUCUCAACGCCGUCACUGAAGGCUACAAGGGUUGUAUUGACCGUGCUGGUUGGCACCUAUGCGAAGUGAUCAAGAAGGCUGGUUGGUGUACGAGCACAGAUGCGGAACUGGUCUCUGCGGCGUCGCUCUACUGUCACGAAACAUGUGACUUCUGUAGUUGGACCAAUUAG
This is a messenger RNA of Cooperia oncophora, 201 nucleotides long. Lineage: Eukaryota; Metazoa; Nematoda; Chromadorea; Rhabditida; Trichostrongylidae. The record is from the annotation of a GenBank genome assembly.